This is a messenger RNA of Lutra lutra (Eurasian river otter), 7540 nucleotides long. RefSeq names its product synaptosome associated protein 47 (gene SNAP47). Lineage: Eukaryota; Metazoa; Chordata; Mammalia; Carnivora; Mustelidae. The record is from RefSeq and is a predicted model, not a curated record. Bases 431 to 1678 code for a protein of 415 amino acids. Gene Ontology annotation, biological process: exocytosis; synaptic vesicle priming; synaptic vesicle fusion to presynaptic active zone membrane. Gene Ontology annotation, cellular component: plasma membrane; SNARE complex. Gene Ontology annotation, molecular function: SNAP receptor activity; syntaxin binding. The transcript is spliced from 5 exons.
AGGCACAGACUCUCGGAGACUGAGGUCGGCCCGGCGCCGGCAAGCGGAAUCAAGAGAACGCUGCCACAGUUCCUGCCCGAGGACGAAUCUCGGUGCGCCGGGCCCUGGGCGCACGCGCAGAGCAGCCUAGGGCCCCCGUUUUGCGCAGGCGCGGCAGCGGCCCACAGCGCCUCUAGAGCUAGGGGUCCGUUCGGCGUCCCUCAGCUCCGGAGCCGAGUCUUGCCGUCUGCGCACCUUCGCGGUGACACAGGUAAGCCGCGCCCCCAGUCCGCGGUCGGGCCUGGGCCGCACUCCUUCCGGCCCUCUCCGGCUUAGUCCCGCCAGCUGCUGCUGCCGCGAUAAGAACUCCCGUUCUGACCGAGGGGCGCCGGGGCCAAAGAGGCAGAGUGGCUGUGGCCGUGGCCGUGGGACAGACCAGCCUGGGAGCCAGAUGAGCAGAGAGAUCUGCGUGCACUCCUGGCCUUGCUCCUACUACUUAGAACUGGAGAAGCGAUGGGUUUCUGGAAGGCUUUCGUUAACAUCUCACUCCCUGAGAUUUGCAGCUGAUAAAACCGGGGAGGCCCUGGUCAGCUUCCCCUUGUCCAGUGUGAGUGAGAUCAAGAAGGAGGCUUCUCACUUUGUCUUCAGUUCCAUCACUGUUCUGGAGAAGGACCACGUCAAGCACUGGUUCAGCUCCUUGCAGCCCAGCCGGAAUGUGGUCUUCAGCAUCAUCGAGCAUUUCUGGAGAGAGUUGCUGCUGUCUCCGGCAGAAGUGCCAGUGCCUGUGACCAAGGGGAAGCAGCUAACAGGUCUGAUGGCCUGUUCCCAGAAGCGCCUGGAAGAGACAGCCCGCGUCCUCCACCAUCAGGGCGAGCAGCUAGACAGCAUCACCAGGGGCCUGGAGAAGAUGGACUCUGACCUAGAUGUGGCUGACAGGUUGCUGACAGAGCUGGAGUCCCCUUCUUGGUGGCCCUUUAGCUCCAAGCUUUGGAAGAUGCCGACAGAAUCGAAGCCCAAGAAAGGCACCGCAACGGCUGGUCCCAAAGCUCUUGGAAAAGAAGGGGUGGUGGUCCGAAUUCCUGCUGUUGUCUCCCAGGGGACAGGGUGUCAUGUUAAAGCAGGAAGUCUCACCCUCCUUGUGUCGGGGUUGGAAAUCCAUGACUCAAGCUCUUUGCUCAUGCACAGAUUUGAAAGAGAAGAUAUAGAUGACAUUAAGGUUCACACACCUUAUGAAAUUAGCAUUCGCCAGCGGUUCAUUGGGAAGCCAGACAUAGCUUAUCGCCUGAUAUCCGCCAGGAUGCCAGAGGCUCUCCCCAUUUUGGAGGUGCAGUUCAGCCAGAAGAUGGAAUUGUUAGAAGGCACCUUGAUGCCCCAAAGUGCCAGAAUGUCUUCCCCAGCAGAGAAGGGCUGCACCGUCUGGCAGGCGGCGUCUGGGCUGACGGACCGUGCUGUGCACCGCGAGCCCUGCUUGGCGAGCCAGGAGGCCCGGCUGCUUCCACUGCAGAUGAGUGAGCCAUUGGUUUCCGAGGGGGAUGCCCAGGAGCUAAGACAGAUCCUGAGGAAGCUGAAGAGUCUCGCCUUGGACACGGAGACAGAGCUGGAGAGGCAGGAUGAGGCCCUGGAUGGCAUCACUGCGGCCGUUGACCGAACCACCUUAACCAUCGACAAGCACACCCGACGUGCCAAAAAACUGACCUAGCACAGGAGAGCAAAGAAGUGACUGGUAUUCAUGACAGUCACUGCUCUGAGUACUUUGUUCUCAGCACGUGCACGCGGGAGUCACCCCAGGGGCCCAUUAGUAGUCGGAGGCUAUGCGGCAGAAGGUGCAGGCUUGCCUCAGGGUGGAGGGCUUAUGUGAUGUGACCCAGAGCACAGCACACGCAGGAAGGAGGAGGCCCCGGAGAGGGGAGUUCUGCCUGCAGAUCCAGCAAGCCACCCCCCAGCCCCACACCCACUAUGGUGGCCCCAGUUCCUUCUUCCCCUACAACCUGUAGGCCCCAGCUCCCUUCUCCCCUGCCUUCUGCAGGUCCCAGUUCCCUACUCCCCUGCUUCUCGAGGGCCCCAGUUCCUUCUCCCCGCUGCAUCCCACAGGCCCCAGCUCCUUACUCCCCUGCUUCCCUGGGCCCCAGAUCCUUCUCCCACGCGCCACCCCCCCAACAACCUGCAGGCCCCAGCUCCCAUCUGCCCCUCUCCCCACAGGCUUCAGCUGCCUUCUCCUCUGCUUCCUGCAGGCUCCAGCUCCCUUCUCCCCUGCUCCCUGCAGGCCGCAGCUCCUUCUGCCCCCGCUCCCUGCAGGCCGCAGCUCCUUCUACCCUGCUCUAGGCAGGCCCAGGCUCCCCACUCAUACUUGAGCGCUUCAGAGGGUCACAGCAGCAGGACGGCCCUUCCCUGCAAGGCCGGCUGCACCCAGUGCUCAGUAGCUGCUUUGCAUGGCCAGCAUCCCCACUGGCUGAAUUGUCUUCUCUUUCUGUUCUUGCUAGCUGUAAAAGGUCAGUGUAAAUCUCUGUGAAAGAAAUGUGCUGAUUUCUGAGUCCGCCCACCUGGACCCUGCCCUCUGUGUCCACAGAACUUCUCCAGGACCAUGUUUAGGCCCAAGCCUGCCUCCCCUCUGAGGCUACUCUGCAUGUGCCCCUCCCUAGUCGCAGGUUCUGGUUUUUUCUGACAGGCUGGUUUCUUGUUGGUCAGACUGUGACUUUUACCUGAAGUCCAGUAUGUCUCGAGGUUGUCCUGCGAACACCGGGAAUAUUCUUUUCACUGCUCACCUGUAGCCAAGUGUGAAGAUAAUACAUAUUGUACCUAUUUUAAAAACUGUUGAUUUUUUUUUCUUAAAAUGCCCCAUUUCUAUCCAGAAACAAAAGAGCAAUCAUAGUUUUAGAAUAUAUUUUGAAGACAUGCAUUUCUGCUGCUUUUUCCUUGGCUUUGAGUGUCUUAGUGGGAGGGCCCCUCGGGGAAGAACAGACAGGCCAGAGUGGAGAAGUAGGUGACCCCUUCCCCUGUCCUGGCAGAACAGGCCCCCUCCAGACUGCCAUGGAGUAGGGUCCCUGAGGGCAGUUCACCCACAGCUGCCCUUGGGCCUUGCCGAGCUGCCCCUUUGAGGCGGCUUUUCUCUGGUUCUCCACAGGCCCUGUGCUGGCAUUCUGAGUCCCAGCUGGUUUUCUGGGGCUGCUAAUGAGUGACCACAAAUGAGGAGCCUUAGGACAGCAGGCUGUGUCCUCUCCUGGUCUGGAGACCAGGAGUCUGCCAGCAGGGUGUCACAGGGCCCUGUUCCCUCUGAAGGCUCCAGGGGCUCCCUCCUGCCUCUCCCAGCUCAGGGCGGACAGGGCCAGGGAUUCUGGGCCCGUGGCUGCAUCUCCUCCUAUCCUGUCCUCUGCCACUGUCCGCUCUGAAAUCCCCCAUCCCUUCUCUCAUCGGGCCCACCUUUGUGUUGUGUGGCAGUUUCCACUAAGGUCUAAUUCCAAGGUUUGGUGGAGUCAUCUAGGAGCACUUUGCCUUCUGGAGGCUGACCUGUUCGUGAAGACACAGGAAGGAGCAGUCGCAGAGAAUAGCCUUCUCAGGGUCCUUCCAGUUCUGAGUCCGCCCACCUGGACCCUGCCUUCUGUGUCCACAGAACUUCUCCAGGACCAUGUUUAGGCCUUCUGCCCCUUUCAGUGUGCUGAAUUCUGUUCCUCAUCUCCAGCUGCCGUAUUUGCUCUGUACUCCACGACCUUCCCAAUGAGAAGUGCUCCUGUCCUCUCUAGCACUGGCGUGAGGGGUUCUCCCAAGCUUUCCCAGCACAGUGAGGAUGAGGACUCUCUCUCUCCAUAUCCAUCUGUGGAGAGAGCCCUGAGCAGAGGGGAAACAAACCUGCCCAUCUAUGACACUGUCCUGAAUCGCUAGAGGGUGCUGCUAGGGAGGUCAGCCAGCGUCCACUUGUCCUAAAGACAGGCACUGCUCAGCACCUGUGGGGCCCAGGGACCGCACACACUUCGGCCAGUGACAGGAGUCUGCCCAGAGCAAGUCUGCUGUCGUUGGGAUGCUUACAACACUGGACACCGGGCGAGAAGGUCUGUGGGACUGAAGGCAUUGUACCAUUAUUAGAGGGCUGUUGUCCGGGCCGUUCUCUCCCAUAAACACCUCAGUGAUAGAAACUACACUCUGUUUCUCUGCGGAAUUACAGUGUUGAAAGGCCCAUCAGGAUCUUCUCAUAGUAUUUACUAACCUUGACUUGACCCCAGACUUGUUCACCUUAGACCCUUCCCGUGGCAAAAAAUCCAUAGCCAAACCCAAUUUGCCUGGAGCCUCAGCACCGAACCCUACCUGUGGCACUGACUGCUCGUCUCCAUGGCAGACACAGAAGUGCAAAACCCUUUGAAACCAGGCAGUAACUUCAAGCCCAACUCCAGCCCAGGUGUACCCCACCACCUCCCACUGUUCCCACAACUGCCCCUCACCCUAAGUACUCUAACUCUAUCCCCACUUCUCUUCACCCCAAGUACUGUAACCCCACGCCCCACUGCUCCCACCCCAAGUGCUCUAACUCCACCCCCAGUGCUCCUGCCCCAAGUGCUGUAACUCCACCCCCACUGCUCACCCCAAGUACUAUAACCCCAUGCCCCACUGCUUCUAUCCCAAAUGCUCAAACUCCACCCCCACUGCUCCCACCCCAAGUGCUCUAACUCCACCCCACUGCUCCUACCCCAAGUGCUCUAACUCCACCCCACUGCUCCCACCCCAAGUGCUCUAACUCCACCCCACUGCUCCCACCCCAAGUGCUCUAACUCCACCUCUACUGCUCCCACCCCAAGUGCUCUAACUGCUCCCACCCAGAGUGCUCUAACUGUACUCUUCAGUGCUCCCCUCUCCAGGUGCUCUAACUAUCCCUAUUACUCUUCUCUUUAUGUGCACUCACUCCAUCUCCUCUUACUACACCCUGGUUUGGGUCGCCUGCCUCUGCCUCCAUGUUUUGGAGUCUUGUAGAGAACAUAACCAGGAGUGGCCACAACAUAGCUCCUGGAAGCUGGACUAGGGGAAGCAGGUGAGUAGUCUGGCUUAGGGUCUCUCCUGUGAUCCUCAGGUAGCCUGGGAAUUGCUGUGUUGGCUGGAGCCGAGUUCUCUGGGUCAGGUGAGCAGAUUCUCUGGGGAGUGUGAGGAGGAUCAUCCUGGUCUGACUGUAGUCAGCAACAGCCAGCUCUUUGGAAUGGGGCCUCUGGCAUCUCCUCCUUCCUGUUUUACUUUCCUGAUGUGGACUUGAACUCUGACAUCGGCACUCAGUCCUGGUGUGGGGUUGAGGUCCCCAGGUGCUUUGUUCCUGCAUCAAAAUUUGUUUGCCUUUCAACUAUGAGUGGGAUUGUGUUGGUCCGUUGUCACCCUGUGAGGUGUGUGCACACCCUGAAACACAACAUGCUUUUGGGUUUUGCUCGGCAUAACUGGGCCAGAGGCGUGAGGGGCAGAGGCAGCUGCGAUUCCAGCCUUGUGCUGACAUGAGACUGCUGGUUCUCAAGACCAAACAGUCCUGAGUUACUCAAGUGUUUUUGGACAGGGAUGGGCACAUAUCUUCUAUAAAAGGCCCAGAAGUAACUCCUUCACCUUUUGAGCUGUGGGAUGCCUAUUGCAGCACCUGAGGUGGCUGUUUACAAGACAGCAGCCUGGACUUGUAAGCAGAUGGGUUUGCUGUGUUCAGAUAAAGCUACCCAUGACAUCUGAGUGGCAUUAAUUCCAUGUGUCGUGAAAUGUUUCUUUUCUGGAUGUUACCUUUGAACUACUUGAAUUUUAAACUCGUCCCAGCACGCAAGCUGUAGGACACGUGGCAGGCCCACCACCUGCACAGGGGUGUGUGUUCCUUAUGAGGCUGUACUUGGCCUGUCCUGGAAGGUGACACAUGGCCCUCUUCAGCCCCAAACUCGAGUGUGGCCUGGGCCGAGAGAUCCCCACACAUUCCUGGUCCGUGCUCAGCUGCUCCGAGCUUCAGAGGCUGUAGCGAUGGCAAUAGUCCUGUCCCCUUAAAAGGCAGAGCUGGGAGAGGGGUGGAGGGUGAGGGGAGGAAUGACUGGUGCUGGUUUCUACAGUGAUUUUCUCUACAGACCCCCAAACCCGCACACGCAGAAAUUUUAGGAGAGGAAAAAACAAACGUCCUUGAGACAUUUUCAGACACCACACACACCAAAACUUGACUAUGUGCAGGCAGUCAGGGUGGGGGCUCUUGCUUGGGUUUGGGGUCUGAUAAAACUCCCUCUCGGAGGCAGCUCUGUUGGUUGGGGAUCAAUCCUGGCAUGAGACCACCAGCCUCACCUGCAAGGAGCCCCUCCAUUCUCACCUGCUGCCAGUUUAAUUAUUAGCUAUAGGUUUGAGUAAAGCUUGAAAGAUGCAAAUUGUAGUCAGUUUUCACAUUUGCAACUGAUUUCCACAUUCACAUAAUAUUUCAAACUUCUGGCACCCAUCUGGAAACUUGGAACAGCAGUGAGCCUGUCCAGGAGGUAAUUUUCCCUGAUUCAUUUUGAAAGUGAAAAGCCACAGGGCUGGAGGCAAGGGUGGUCCUGCUUCCCAGAACGGCCGCUCAGUCCUGGCCCCUGGUUUCCUCAGCACAAGCAGGCAGGCAGGAGCAGAGGGAGGGUAUCGCUUUGCAGAUCCCAGGAGCUCCUCCCACUCCAAGAAAGCCACACGGGCUGCACUCGGUGUCCAGGGUGGGGGGCCAUGCUGCCCGGUAAGCAGCUCUAGGCUGCGGGGCAGGGAGUGGUGGGCAGGACCAGCGUGCAGACUGGGCUCUGUCAGCCUGGCCUGCAUGCCCAGGGCUCCAGCAGGUGUGGGCAAGCAUGUCCUCCAAGCACAGGUGGUGCCUUGUCAGGCACACCUGCCAUCCCAGGGCAGUGCUCCACAUCGACCCUCUGGCUCAUUCUCCCACCAGAUUCUGCAGGGUCCUUUAGAUGUUGCUCACCAUCUCCUGUCCCCACCCCUGCCUUUUUCUCUCACCCUAAGAAGAGAAGUUGAGCCGAGGACAGAUGGCUUGCUUUCCCCAAUGACCUGCUUGGAGCAGACAGGGAGGUUAGGAAAAGUGCAUCUUCCCAAGAAGGAGCAAAGGGCUUGUGUCCCUCUGGUUGCAGGGUGCAGAAACCCAGGUGUAGGUGGAGGAGGGUCAGGGCCUCACAGGCCUCCCGGGAAGUGCUGACACAGCCAACACCACUGCCCUUGGGGCUGCCCUACCCACACACAGUGGCCUGGCCAUGCACUGGCACAGAAGUUGGUGAGGCUGAUCCUUGCGUAGAGGUGCCCAGAUGCCCUGGGGAGGGUGGGGGCAGCCACUGUAAGGCAAGGAGGUGAAAAUGAAGGGAAGAGUCCCUAAAGUUGACUCGAAUGCUAGCCAGGGAGGCCAGAAGCGGGGCACGAAGAGCUGUCAUUUCAGAAUCACAGACCCCAAGAGAAGCACGCUCCACCAGAAAGUCAUCAGUUACAGGCCCGGAAGGAAGAGGUAUGCACUGCAUGUUCUACCAGAAAUCGACCACCCUUCAGUCCAGCCAAUGAGAAACUGUUAGCGUCAGGAGUUGCAAUUCUGUCUUAUCCCGGAAUAAACCCAUUCUUGCUGAUAAAA